Messenger RNA from Cryptomeria japonica (Japanese cedar), 3712 nucleotides. RefSeq lists its product as uncharacterized. The transcript has 20 exons. The record is from RefSeq and is a predicted model, not a curated record. Lineage: Eukaryota; Viridiplantae; Streptophyta; Pinopsida; Cupressales; Cupressaceae. Bases 357 to 3278 code for a protein of 973 amino acids. Gene Ontology annotation, molecular function: protein binding.
CUAAACGACUCCAAAAUUCAUUUUGAAAGUUUUCGUAGGACGUACCUAUCUCAAAAAGACAAUGUUCCAUUUGGAAGAUAUAACGAUUACCCGCAGAGUCCUCUUUGCUAAAACCCUUUCAAAACCUCUCACACCUGAAAUAACAAUUCGGAGGCUUCUUUUUUGCGAGUAUAAACCCUCUCGCCUCUCUCAUGCAACGCGACUUAAAACCUACUGGAGGAUUACGGCGAUGGAGCAAGUUCAUUAGAGAGUAGAGGACCUGGCCUGGGCUCUAUCCAAACCAGAAAUAAUUUCACGUUCGACCUAGCAUUUUGUUUCUGCAGAGAUAACUUUUGGAAACCUUAAGUGGACGAAAAAUGCCAGAAAUGGAAAUAGAUAAAACAGUAAACUUAGUGGUGAAGCUGUACGAGCUGCGUCUUUUGCGGUGCUCUCUAUCCAGCUAUCCGACCCUUCCCUGCCCAGCUGAGGACCAAAGUGCGGAGAAUUACAUUUCACAUAUAAAUACUGUGGUGGAACACAUUGAGAAGGGCGAGUAUGCCGAAGCCUUGCAUUCUGAAGCCGCUCGCUUUGUUUUGAAUGGUGUCUGUGAUGAUGAAUUUGUUUCUGAGUGUCCCAAUUCUAAAGAAGGGGCAAAUAAAUUUUAUUGCCGUCUUGAAGAUCGCGUUACUGUUUUUCUCCGUGGCUCGGAAGAUUACAGUAAUGAGAGCGCUUGGCUUGAUUUUCUUGACUCUGAUAAAAUAAGCAGCAAUUUGGAUAUCUAUGCACCAUACCGAGCAUUGCUUGUAAUGGCCCUCGGAAUCGCAAGUUUCUCUAUAUUUGUUCAAUGCAAUUUAACGGGGCCACAUGGAGACUUUGAAAGAUUUCCUUUCAGCCAUGGUUCAAAACAAGAGAUGGUAAUGCUAGACGAGCAAACAGAAUGGGAGAGAUGGUCCUUUCAACAACUCAUGUCUGAUGGUUGUGAUUUGCUUGGAAAAUAUGUCCUUCCUGAGUAUUUUGUUCUUGCCAAAAUAUUGCUGUUGAAAACAAGACAGAUUACAAAUGAGUAUGAUAAUAUGUCCAUCAUUUGCCCCAAAAGCAUUGCCUGGUGGUCAUCUCGUCUGCUUUUGGUUCAGCAAAAACUUUUGGAUGAAAGGUCUCGUUCUUUGCAUGAUCAAUUGCAAGUGACAAUGGAAGAGACUUUGAAGCAUUUUGGUCAAUCCACUAAUGUUAUGGGCUAUUGGGAGAACGAGUUACACAAAGGAGAUGCUUCUGAUAUAGUAGCAGCUGCAAACCUUGAAGCUGGCAUCAAAGAACUUGUCUACAGUUAUGUUGAUCGUGCAAGGCAAUUCUUCAAACAAGCAGAAGCAGCAUGUGGCUUGAGACUUUCUGUUACUGGUGCACUAGGCUUCCGUACAGUUCAUCAGACAGAAGCAAAGGCUCAAAUGGUUCUGGUAGCAGCUCCCUUGAAUGAAGAGAGUGAGCGGAGAAGUGACAAAGUUCAAAUGGACAAUUCUCUAGUGCACAAUAAGAUUAAAAUUUUUGAGGGACAUACUGAGCACUCAUCUAAUGAUUAUGAAGACAGUGACAUACUGUUAGCUCCAAGGUUAAUUGAAGCAGUUGAAGAUGGAGGAGUUUCCACGAGUGUUGAAAAUGUUAGUCAAAGCAAUUCAAAGAUAUUUGAUACCAUUAAGCAGGCAGUUAUAUUGGCAGAAUGUCUUGACAUUAAAAAGAGUACACCAGAUGAUGACUUGCAGGACUGGCAGAUGGCUCCUUAUAUAGAAGCUGUGGGUGCUCAGAAUUUCUCCUACUUUAUGGUGAGAUGUUUAUACCAGAUUCUUCGCAUUCGCUGGGAGCACAAAAGGAGCCGCACAAAACAGCGUUCUAUGCUGAUGAUGGAUGAGCUGGCACAGGAAGUGCGAGGGUACUUAACACCAGCUGCAGACAGAAUGCACUAUGCUUACUGUGUUGACUUCCCCACCAUACCAGCACUUCUCAAGGAGUAUGCUGAACUUAUGGUGAGCUGUGGUAUUGUUGGAGAUGCCUUACGGAUUUUCGAGGAACUUGAGCUGUGGGAUAAUCUUAUAUAUUGCUAUCGUUUGUUAGGCAAAAACCCAGCAGCAAUUGAUCUCAUCAAAGAGCGCCUACAACAUAAUCCAGAGGACCCUAGACUAUGGUGUUCACUGGGAGAUGUUACUCUUAAUGAUGAUAACUACAUCAAAGCCUUGGAAGUUUCUGGUAACAGAUUUGCUCGUGCUGAGAGAUCGUUAGCAAGAAGUGCAUAUAAUAGAGGGGAGUACAAACUGUCCCAAAGUCAUUGGGAAGCUGCACUUGCUCUAAAUUCACUACAUCCAGACGGAUGGUUUGCACUUGGUUCAGCAGCCUUGAAGGCCAGAGAUUUUGAUAAGGCCAUAGAUGGUUUUACACGAGCUGUACAGCUUGAUCCAGAUAAUGGGGAGGCUUGGAAUAACAUUGCUUGCUUACAUAUGAUGAAGAAGAGGAACAAGGAGGCCUUUACUGCUUUUAAAGAAGCAUUAAAAUUCAGGCGCAAUAGCUGGCAAAUGUGGGAGAACUAUAGUCAAGUAGCCAUGGAUAUUGGUAAUUUUGGUCAAGCAUUGGAAGCAAUAAAAAUGGUGUUAGAUUUGACUAAUAACAAACGUGUAGAUAUAGAUUUGCUCUCAAAGUUGGUGGAAGAAAUGGAAUCCAGAAAUGCACCGGAUGGAUCUCUGGGUAUUGCUGCCAAUGGUCCUGAAAAGAAUCUUCAAUGCAGCAAUUAUAUGAAUGAGAUUCAGUCAAACAAAACAACUAAUGGCCAGAGUACAGACAAGCAAAAUGAUACCAUGGGCACUGGGUCAGUUGACAAGGAGAAUUAUGGUGGCAUCAAGUAUUCUUUUGAAGAAGAGCAAAUGGUGGAUCUAAUUGGAAGAAUACUACAGCAGAUAGUACGAAGUGGUGAAGGUGGGGGGGACAUAUGGGGUUUGUUUGCUCGAUUCCACAAAUUCAAGGGGAACUUGGUUACAUGCUCAGAAUCUCUCUUGAAGCAAGUCAGGGCUUACCAGGGAUCUGAGUUGAAGAACAAUGAGGAUUGUUUCAAAAAGUUUGCUCGUGCUUCAUUGCAGCUCUGUGAGUUAUACAUAGAUAUUGCAUCUUCCACAAGCAGCAAGCGUGAACUUAAUACAGCACAAAUGCACUUAAGGAAUGCCAUCAAACAGGCUGAGAAUUUCUCUGGUUUAGGUGAAUAUAAAGCAUUGGAAGCCUGCCUUCAGUUAGUGCAAAAGCAACUUGAAGCUACAUCUCUUUAGAAGAGAAUAGUUUUUUAAUGUAUUUUUCAAAUUGUUUUGGUUUGCGAGGCAGAAUGCUUUUUAUUUCACACAUGGAAGGUGUGGUUGUAAAAAGUCACUAUAUCUGCAUGCUUCUGAUUGUUUUUGUUUGUUGGCAUGGUUUUAUAGGGGAGGAACUUAUUGCAGUUUAUCUUGUAAUGAAUGUUAAAUGUUUUAUAAUAUGGUUUUUUAUUUGCUUAAAAAUGUCUGGCAUUUUUUUCUGUUUGGGGAUAUUUUCUGCAAUGUUGAAUUCUAGGAUCGACAUUAUGUUUCAUAUCACUUCACUAAUUUUACAUAAAUGGAGCUGGACUAUGCAUUUCAAGUUGCUCAAGGAAUCCGAGAACUCUUGCCCGAUUGAACCUGUUUUGUAAUGUGGAUAUUUUUGAUGUUGAAAAGAAACAUGUAAACUUAAUGUU